AAUUUGUUUGGAAUGUUGAAGAGGAUUUCAAGCCUGUUCCAGAUACCUGGAUUCCAGCAAAGGACAUAGAGUUCUCUAAUGGCAAUCCUUUGCCUGACGAAAAUGGACAUAUGCCAGGUUGGGUGCCUGUGGAGAAAAACAGUAAGCAGUACUGCUGGCACUCAUCUGUUGUAAAUUAUGAGGCUGAAAUUGCGCUGGUACUGAAACACCAUGCUGACCCAGGGCUGCUGGAAAUCAGUCCGGUGCCAUUAUCAGAACUUUUAGAACAAACAUUGGAGCUUAUUGGGACUAACAUUAAUGCAAAUCCAUAUGGAUUAGGCAGCAAGAAGCAGCCUGUACAUCUUCUUGUACCACAUGGAGCCUUUGAAAUCAAGAAUCCGCCUAGUCUGAAACAAAAUGACAUACUGUCGUGGUUUGAAGGCUGCAACGAGGGUAAAGUAGAAGGAAUCGUGUGGCACUGCCGUGAUGGGUGUUUAAUCAAGCUCCAUCGCCAUCACCUCGGUUUACGCUGGCCGCUUGCAGAGACGUACCUGAAUUCUCAGCCUGUUGUAAUUUCUUUUAAUAGAGCUAAGUAUGACUGUGACUUUGAACCAAAGAGUUUGUUUCACCAUUUUUCAAACUUGGAUGGUCAAAGUUUUGACAGGCUCAAAGAUAUCAAGUUUGGUGCUUGA
Eurypyga helias (sunbittern) is the source of this 671-nucleotide messenger RNA. It is a transcript of the gene RLIG1, whose product is annotated as chromosome unknown open reading frame, human C12orf29. The record is from RefSeq and is a predicted model, not a curated record. Gene Ontology annotation, biological process: response to reactive oxygen species. The annotation marks the transcript as partial. NCBI's taxonomy places the organism in Eukaryota, Metazoa, Chordata, Aves, Eurypygiformes, Eurypygidae. Gene Ontology annotation, molecular function: RNA ligase (ATP) activity. The transcript has 4 exons.